Molecule: messenger RNA, 1209 nt
Organism: Mercurialis annua (annual mercury)
Lineage: Eukaryota; Viridiplantae; Streptophyta; Magnoliopsida; Malpighiales; Euphorbiaceae
Exons: 1
Coding region: 1-1209 (402 amino acids)
Source: RefSeq, a predicted model, not a curated record
AUGGGUCUUAAUGACCCUAUUAAGCAGACAGAGAUUACGAAAUGGGUUGAAAAUUACCAUUUAUCUCUGUUUGCUAUAGUGGAGACUAGAGUGAGAGGAUGUAAUGUGGAUAAAGUUUGGGGGAAACUUAGAUUGAAUGGAUGGUGCUUGAUCAAUAAUAACGAGUAUUGUGAGUUAGGAAGGAUUUGGGUAAUUUACAAGGAGGAUAAAAUGAAUGUUAAGAAGAUUGUAGUGACUGAUCAGGUGAUUCACUGUGAAGUCAGUUGGGGAGAUAAAAAAUUCUUAUGCUCUUUUAUAUAUGGGGCAAAUGAUACAAUGGGAAGAACUAGUUUGUGGAGAACUAUUAGCCAGAUUGCUGUUGAGGUUCAGCUUCCUUGGACUGUGCUAGGUGAUUUCAAUGCUAUUCUUAAUAAUAGUGAAAGAAGAGGGGGUCUAGAAGCAGUGCAAAUUGACUGUGAACAGUUCAAAGAGUGCAUUGAACAAGAUAAUCUAAUUGAGAUGAAGUGGACUUGUCAUGAAUUUACUUGGAAUAAUAACCAAGAUGGAGACAGCAGAGUUUGGAGAAGGUUGCACAAGAUACUAAUUUCAGAGGCUUGGCUGAAUUCUUUUGAGGCUAAAGCAAGAGUGUUGAAUUCAGGUAUUUAUGAUCAUUCACCCUUAAUCAUCCAAUUUAUUGAGCCAAUUAAUGUUAGUCAUAAACCACUUCGAUUCUUCAAUGUAUGGGCUGAAAGUAAUGAGUUUAUGAUCAUUGUGGGAGAUAGCUUGGCUGAAUCUGUAGAAGGCCAUCAAAUGUUUAAGGUGGUAAUAAAGUUGAAGAGAUUAAAGAGAGAACUCAGGAAACUGAAUAGAAAAUGUUUUAGCAAUAUAUCCAGCCAAGUGGAGGAUAUGAAGGAACAACUGGAUGAGAUCCAAAAUCAGUUAAGCCAUGAUGUGAUGAAUAGUGAGCUGUUUAGAGUUAAAAACGAGAUGGGGAAUAAGUAUAAAGAAUUUCUUAGAUGGGAGGAGAAUAUAUAUAGACAAAAAUCUAGAGCCCAGUGGAUUGAAUUAGGAGACCUAAAUACUAAAUUCUUUCAUAGAUCUUUAAUGAAGAGACAGUCCAUGAAUAUAAUAACUCAACUAAAUGUUGAUGGAGUUAUUAUUAGAGAUCACGAGAUGAUUAGAAAUAAAAUUAUGUGCUAUUACACAGAAUUAUUAGGGAAACAUCCAUAG